Closterium sp. Yama58-4 is the source of this 1407-nucleotide messenger RNA. The record is from the annotation of a GenBank genome assembly. Lineage: Eukaryota; Viridiplantae; Streptophyta; Zygnematophyceae; Desmidiales; Closteriaceae.
AUGGCACCGAGCGCACAUGACAUGGCACUGAGCGCACAUGACAUGGCACUGAGCGCACAUGACAUGGCACCGAGCGCACAUGACAUGGCACCGAGCGCACGUGACAUGGCACCGAGCGCAUAUGACAUGGCACCGAGCGCACGUGACAUGGCACCGAGCGCACAUGACAUGGCACCGAGCGCACAUGACAUGGCACCGAGUGCACAUGACAUGGCACCGAGUGCACGUGACAUGGCACCUAGCGCACAUGGCAUGGCACCGAUGGGGCGAGGAUGCAUGUCGCUGCUUCAAAACAAGCUGACGGGGUCCAUUCCAGCAUUUUUAACAGACCUUGUGUAUUUGACCAACCUGAACCUUGGCUACAACCGCUUGACCGGCACCAUCCCUGCCUCCCUUGGCGACCUCACCAUCCUUGAUCGCCUAUACCUACAUUAUAACUUACUGACAGGCACGAUACCAGCCACUUUAGGCAACCUUCUGAAUCUGGGAGACCUAUUCCUCAGCUCCAACAAAUUGAGUGGCAGUAUUCCUGAAUCGAUUUUCAAUCUCACAAAUCUCAACACAUUAUAUCUUCCAGGGAACAACCUAGUUGGUUCAAUCUCCACAAGUAUAGGCAACCUUCAAGCGUUGUCAGUGCUGAACCUUGGCUACAACGUCUUUAGAAACUCCAUUCCUGACUCAAUCACCAAGCUCACAAAUCUUGAGACCUUAGCAUUAUGGGGAAACGAGAUGACUGGCUCAAUUCCCGCGACAAUUGGCGUCCUUACAAAGUUGUCUGAGUUGUACCUUUCUGGCAGCAGCCUGACUGGCAGCAUCCCAGAGUCCAUCGGCAACCUCACGAAGCUCUCAAUCCUUGAACUUGCAGACACGAAUAUGACUGGACAGAUCCCUCCAACGCUGGGAAAACUCUCUAAACUUGAGCAAUUGAAUCUGAAUGGAACGGAUGCCCUUCCUUCUGCUCCACCUGCAACAACACCACCACGUGAGCCAAGAGAAUAUACAAAAAGCACAAAAAAAGCUCCGGCAUCCCCUUCUGCAUCUGCAACCCCUUCCUCCUCUGCAACGCCUCCUCUCUCGUCUGAAGCCACUGCCUCCCAGUCUGGAGGGGGGCUGUCUGUGGGAGCCAUUGCCGGCAUUGCUGUGGCUGUGGGGAUUCUGCUUCUGGUGGUGCUGAUUGGUGUGCUCUGGCGGUGGAGAGGCCACACGAGACUGUCAGCACGUGCAGCAAGCCGAGCUCCCAGCAUGACAGGCGCUCAAUGCACAGAGUACUCUCUUGAAGAAGUCCUUAAAGCCACCAAGCACUGGAACUCUGAGAACCUGCUUGGUUGGGUUGUCUUGCACCCCUCGCCACCACUCCACACCCCUUCCAUUCCAUCCGAUCCUCUACAGGCCGAGCUCCCAGCAUGA